AUGGCGCCUCGCCGUAGGCCCGCUAAUCAACCGGCACAACCGAAUCAGGGAUUUCUGGAUGCCAUGUAUGCUGCCUUUCAAGGCAUGGCCACUAAAGCUCAAAACGAGCGGCCGGUUGAGGAUAGGAAGCAAGGUUACUUCCAAAAAUUUAGGUGUGAGCCUAUCCCCUCGUUUAAUAGUGAGGGAGGACCCCAGGAGGCAGAGUUCUGGUUAGACUCUAUUGUCAAGCAUUUGAGUACUAUGGGAGUUCCAGAUGAAUACUGGGUAGAAUUUGCAGUAUACAAGAUGGAUGGCUUAGCGAAUACUUGGUGGAAACAGGUCAAGAGAAGAAUAGAUGUUGCAGGACUGACCUGGGAGCAGUUUGAGACAUUGUUCAAUGAGCAGUACUUCCCUAAGAGUUAUAGGGAUGAAAAAACGUUGAAAUUCAUGUCUCUCCUGCAAGAUGAUAUGUCUGUAAGGGAGUAUGAGGCCAAGUUUAACGACCUAUCCCGGUUUGCUCCAUCUUUGGUGGAAUCUGAACACCUUAGAUGUCUUAAGUUUGAAAAGGGCCUUAAGAAUUCUGUGAGGAGGUCAUUGGUGGCUUUAAGGAUUCAAAAUUUUCAGGAUUUAGUAGUUGCUGCUAUAACGGUGGAACAUGAUAACUUGGCCUAUCACCAAAGCAAAGAGGCGACUGGUCGGGUCUCUGUCUCUGGUAGACCCUCUGUUUCAGGUGGGCCACAGCAGAGUGGUAGAAGAAACUGCAACCAGGGAUAG
Messenger RNA from Morus notabilis, 753 nucleotides. RefSeq lists its product as uncharacterized. Lineage: Eukaryota; Viridiplantae; Streptophyta; Magnoliopsida; Rosales; Moraceae. The transcript has a single exon. The coding region runs from base 1 to 753 and encodes 250 amino acids. The record is from RefSeq and is a predicted model, not a curated record.